Messenger RNA from Neocloeon triangulifer, 1527 nucleotides. Its product is annotated as macrophage mannose receptor 1-like. Gene Ontology annotation, biological process: biological process involved in interspecies interaction between organisms. The transcript is spliced from 12 exons. The record is from RefSeq and is a predicted model, not a curated record. Gene Ontology annotation, cellular component: external side of plasma membrane. Gene Ontology annotation, molecular function: carbohydrate binding. Lineage: Eukaryota; Metazoa; Arthropoda; Insecta; Ephemeroptera; Baetidae. The coding region runs from base 371 to 1450 and encodes 359 amino acids.
UUUCAUAACACUCUUUAUACUGUCCGAUUUAUCAGCUAAUUCUGACACACUCAACCAUAGUAAAGGAAUCCAAACUAGAGUGCUGUCUUCAGUUGGGCGAAAAUCAAAAGUUGUUGUAAAAUUUUCAAAUACAAGAAAAUUAACUCGAUUGAGGAUUAUAAAAUGCUGUGGCCACCGAAACUGCAGCACUUCUACACUAUUAAAAACUACUGAAAGUCUAAAAACGGUUGAAGAAAAAUCUACAGAUCAACCAACAACAAAUACACCUGCUACUUCAGAAGGAACCACACACUUUGAAGAGUCGACCACACUUGAAGAUGUAACAACUUUUAUUAUUUCGACAGAAUUGACUACACCUCUAACAAAUGAUAUGAUAGUGGAUGAGAGCACAAGCACAUCUUCAUCUGCCACGACUACCCUGACAACUUUAACCACGACAGAUACUACCCCAAUAUCUUCAAUCGCGACAGAAAUUAUCUCAAUCACUUCAACCACGACCACAACUACCCCAAUAACGUCAACCACGACUUCAACUAUCCCAACAACUUCAACUACCCCAACAACUUCAACUACCCCAACAACUUCUACUACCCCAACAACUUCUACUACCCCAACAACUUCAACGACUACAACCACAAGCACUACUUCAACAACGACGAGUACAACAACUACCACUAUAACGACCACAACGCCUUGUCCAAAUUUUAAUAUAUUUAAUAUUUCAAUGGUUUAUACUACUUGGGAAAGUGCCCGAUUGGAUUGUAACAGAAUUGGAAUGGACCUGGCCGUUAUUGAUUCUCAGUCAAAAGAAAAUUGUUUUUCUGCUUACUUGAAAAAUCAAAGUCGAUUUCAGGACACGUUUUGGAUUGGCCUUAGUUCCAUUGGGCAGAGUUCAUUUAAGUGGGUGAAUAAAAACAAUCUGUCAUAUGUGCAGUGGGAAAAUGGAUAUCCGACCUCCUUAGCAAAGCAGUUCUGCGUCUCGUCGUCGGGUGGCAAGUGGAAAAAUCAAUUGUGCACCGACAUCAACUUUUUUGCUUGCGAACCGUCAAAAAAUAUAUCCAGCCCAGCAGCCUCAAUAGGCUGUCCAGCAACUUCUUCGCGUUAUUCGCUUACUCAAGACAAAAAAUCUUGGGCUGCAGCACGAUUGGAGUGUGGAAAAAGUGGAAUGGAUCUUGCAACUGCGGAAACACCAGAGGAAGACAAGUGCAUUCGCUCAUUCAUAUAUAAUACAGGCCUGGAACCGCAGUAUGUGUGGAUGUCUUUGAAUUGCAUAAAUGAGACGUAUUACGACCAUUGGGCCAACGGAGCAAAUGUAACUUAUCGGACGUGGGGUCCAGGGGAACCCGCACAACUUCCACUAGAAAGAUGUCUAAUUUACUUCAAAAACGCAUGGUAUGACUUGAUUUGUACGUAUGCAACCUACUAUGUGUGCGAAGGGUCCACAAUCUGAAGAAUCUUAAAGAAGAGUAACGAUUUAAAAAAAUAGAUUCGAGGGCAAAGGAUAAAUUUAAAUCAAGUAAUAAUGAA